Molecule: messenger RNA, 6785 nt
Organism: Callorhinchus milii (elephant shark)
Lineage: Eukaryota; Metazoa; Chordata; Chondrichthyes; Chimaeriformes; Callorhinchidae
Gene: sdk2b
Product: sidekick cell adhesion molecule 2b
Exons: 45
Coding region: 105-6683 (2192 amino acids)
Molecular function (GO): protein binding
Source: RefSeq, a predicted model, not a curated record
AAGAGGAGGAGGAGGAGGCGAGAGCAGAACUGGUGGAAGAAGGAUCUAUCUAUCUAUCUAUUUACCUGACAGAGAGAGAGAAGGAGAAGGAGAGGGGGAAAAGGAUGUUAAACUGCAGUUUGACAAUGUUGAGGAAUCCGAGGCUGGAAGGUUGGCUGCUGGUGGCGUCUCUGUUACUUCUUCACAUCUCUUGGACACGAGCACAAGAUGACGUGCCACCUUAUUUCAAGACGGAGCCGAUUCACUCACAGAUCCACUUGGAGGGGAACCGCCUGGUGCUGACGUGUAUGGCGGAAGGCAGUUGGCCUCUGGAGUUCAAAUGGCUGUACAACAACACAGAGCUGACACGCUUCUCCCUGGAGUACAGAUACAUGAUCCCAUCCCUGGAUCGAUCCCACGCUGGAUUUUACCGUUGCAUAGUGCGGAAUCGGGUUGGAGCGCUGAUGCAGAAGAGAACAGAGGUCCAGGUGGCAUAUAUGGGCAACUUUGAGAGUGGAGACAAGUACCAGAGCGUCUCGCAGGGAAACGCUGCAGUUAUCAGGGCUCCCAGAAUUGGCAGCUUCCCCCAGCCCCAGGUUACGUGGUUCAGAGAAGGACGGAAAAUCUCACCCAGCAGUCGCAUAGCUAUUACGAUGGAAAACACGCUUGUCAUCCUGUCAACUGUGGCCCCAGACACAGGGAGGUACUACGUGCAGGCAGUAAACGACAAGAACGGGGAAAACAAAACCAGUCAGCCCAUUACUCUGACCGUGGAAAAUACAGGUGGCCCCGCAGAUCCAAUAGCUCCAGCUAUAAUCGUCACGCCAAAGAACACAAGUGCAGUGUCCGGUUUGCCUUACGUUACAAUGGAAUGUGUGGCCAACGCCAGGCCGCUGAUUAAACUCAGCAUUAUUUGGAAGAAGGAUGGGGUACCGCUGAGGAGUGGAUUUAGCGAUUACAACCGGAGACUGACUAUCCUAAACCCAAAAGUGAGUGAUGCUGGAUACUAUGAAUGUGAAGCCAUUCUACGAAGCAGUAGUAUUCCUUCAGUCAGUGCGGGGGCCUUCCUGUCUGUGCUGGAGCAUCCACAGCUCGUUCAGGAACCAGAGCGGCACAUUACAGCCGAAAUAGAGAAAGUGGUGGAAAUUCCAUGUCGGGCAAGAGGUAUUCCAUCGCCAACUAUACAUUGGUACAAAGAUGCAGUGCCGGUCACCCAGUUAGAAGUGCCCAGAUACAGCCUAAUGAAUAGCGGCAGCCUGCAAAUCAAUGGGCUGAUCCCGGACGACACGGGCAUGUUUCAAUGCUUUGCUCGAAACCCAGCUGGCGAGGUGCAGACGUUCACAUACCUCGCUGUCACCAGCAUUCCUCCCAAUAUCACCAAAGGACCAUCAGACAGCUCCGUGAUUGAUGGGCUGUCAGUCAUCCUUUCUUGCGAAACAUCAGGGGCGCCACGACCUGCAAUCACUUGGCAGAAAGGCGAGAAGGUCCUGGCAAGCGGCUCAGUCCAGUUGCCUCGCUUCACGCUGCUGGAGUCUGGCAGCCUCCUCAUCAGCCCCUCUCACAUCUCCGACGCAGGAGGUUACACCUGCCUGGCCACAAACUCGCGGGGAGUGGACGAAGCUUCCUCAGACCUCGUUGUGUGGGCUCGCACCCGUAUCACAACUCCUCCACAAGAUCAGAGUGUUAUCAAAGGGACGGUGGCAAUGCUGACGUGUGGCGUGACCCGUGAUCCUAAUGUUGCAAUCAGCUAUGUGUGGGAGAAAGACAAAUCUGUCAUGAAAUUAGACACCAUCCCACGAAUGCAACUCGAUGAAGAAGGAACGUUGCACAUUUCCCAGACUUGGUCAGGAGACAUCGGAGUCUACACAUGUAAAGUCAUCUCAGUCGGAGGCAAUGACUCUCGGAAUGCCCACCUCAAAGUCAGGCAACUCCCACACGCUCCGGAGAAUUUAGUGGCUCAGCUGAGUUCUAGUGAGAAGAGAGCCAUCUCACUGACCUGGGCAAAACCAUUCGAUGGAAACAGCCCCCUGAUUCAUUACAUACUAGAGGUUUCUGAGAACAACUCGCCCUGGAAUGUUCAUCUGUCGAAUGUUAAUCCUGAGUUUUCGGGACUGAUGGUUAGGGGACUUAUACCGGCCAGAUCCUAUCAGUUCCGGAUCUGUGCCGUGAACGAUGUCGGAAAGGGGCAGUUCAGUAAAGAGACUGAGAGGUUAUCACUUCCCGAGGAGCCUCCCAGCGCUCCCCCACAAAAUGUCAUAGCAAGUGGCAGAACCAACCAAUCCAUUAUGAUUCAGUGGCAGCCACCUCUGGAGAACCAACAGAACGGGCCCAUGAAGGGUUACAUUAUAAGAUAUUGCUUGGCAGGUUUACCAGUCGACCACCAAUAUAAGAACAUCACCAGUUCUGAAGUCAACAACUUCCUGCUCGAGGAUCUCAUAAUCUGGACCAACUACGAGAUUGCAGUUGCAUCCUAUAACGGGGCUGGUUUGGGGGUGUACAGCCCCACUGUCACCGAGUGGACCCUGCAAGGGGUUCCCACAGUGCCUCCGGGAAGCGUGCAUGCCGAAGCCAUCAAUUCCACCACCAUCCGAUUCACUUGGACACCGCCCAGCCCUCAGUUCAUUAACGGCAUUAACCAGGGCUACAAGUUGUUAGCCUGGGAGCCGGAUCUGUUUGAAGAGGUUACCAUGGUGACCGUGCGGCCAAAUUUCCAGGACUCGGGCCACGUCGGGUACAUCCGAGGACUGAAGAAGUUCACCGAGUACUACACGUCAGUGCUGUGUUUCACUACGCCUGGCGAUGGGCCCAGGAGUCCUUCAGAACUCAUACGCACGCACGAAGACUACCCUGGUCCUAUCGGACAUCUCAGCUUCACGGAGAUCUUGGACACGUCUCUGAAAGUGAGCUGGAGAGAGCCACAUGAAAAGAAUGGAAUUCUCACAGGCUACCGGAUUUCCUGGGAGGAGUACAAUCGGACGAACACCCGAGUGACUCAUUACCUGCCCAACAUGACGCUGGAAUACCGGGUCACUGGGCUGACAGCACUCACCACCUACACCAUCGAGGUCGCUGCCAUGACGUCAAAGGGACAAGGACAAGUCUCCUCCUCCACCAUCUCCUCAGGUGUUCCUCCAGAAUUGCCCGGUGCCCCAACGAACCUGGCCAUCUCUAACAUCGGGCCCCGCACAGUGACCCUUCAGUUCAGGCCUGGCUACGAUGGUAAAACCUCCAUAUCUCGAUGGCUGGUGGAAGCACAGGUCGGAGUCAUUGGUGAGAACGAAGAAUGGCUCCUUGUUCAUCAGCUGCCCAACGAGCCAGACGCUCGGUCACUCGAGGUCCCUGACCUCAACCCUUUCACUUACUACAGGUUCCGCAUGAGACAGGUGAACAUAGUUGGGACAAGUCAGCCAAGUCAGGUGUCCCGCAAAAUCCAGACCCUGCAGGCGUCACCCGACAUGGCCCCGGCCAACGUGACCCUGCGGACUGCGAGCGAGACGAGCCUCUGGCUACGCUGGGUGCCUUUGCCUGAGUUGGAGUACAAUGGGAAUCCGGAGUCGGUCGGGUACAAACUGAAGUACAGGAGGACGUAUGGAAAUAGACCCCCUCGCAUACACGUCAUCAACGACCGGAUCGAGCGGGAGUUCACCAUCGAGGAUCUGGAGGAGUGGAGAGAGUACACAGUGCAGGUCCAGGCCUUCAAUGCUAUCGGCUCUGGGCCGUGGAGCCAAGAAAUCAAAGGUCGCACAAGAGAGUCUGUCCCUUCUUCUGGACCAACGAAUAUCUCUGCACUGGCUAUUAACUCAAGCAGCAUCUUAGUCAAGUGGAAUGAGGUCCCGGAACAAGAUCGCAAUGGGCUUGUCCUUGGCUAUAAGGUCCUGUAUAAGGAGAAAGACCUGGAGGCCCCUGUGCAGCUCUUGACCAUUGAAGGCAACACCACGUACACAGCUCAACUUACAGAGUUAGGGAAGUAUGUCCUGUAUGAAAUCCAAGUCCUCGCUUUCACCAGGAUCGGAGAUGGAAGGCCCAGCUCCCCACCCAUUCUUGAGAGAACAUUAGAUGAUGUCCCUGGACCUCCUGUGGGAAUCCUGUUUCCAGAGGUGCGAGCCACAUCUGUGCGACUAGUCUGGCAGCCUCCAACGGAACCUAACGGGAUCAUCCUAGCUUAUCAGAUAACGUAUCGUCUGAACACGAGCAGCACAAACACUGCCACGGUGGACGUGCUGAACCCCAGCGCUCGACAGUACACAGUGCCCGGACUGAAAAGAGAACGCAGUUACGUGUUCCGCAUAACAGCCCAGACUCGCAAAGGCUGGGGAGAGGCAGCGGAGGCCUUGGUGGUGACAACAGAAAAGAGAGCUCACCCCCAACCUCCCAGUAAGCCUGCCAUCCGACAACAGGAUGUGCAAGCCCGGGCUGUGCUAUUGUCAUGGGACCCGGGGAGUGAUGGGCUGUCUCCUGUCAGGUACUACACGAUCCAAACCCUGGAGAUACCCAGUGGCAACUGGUCCCUGCAUUCUGCGUCUGUCAGCCACGACUCUACCACCUUCCUUGUGGAUCGGCUGAAGCCUUUCACCUCGUACAAAUUCCGCGUGAAGGCAACAAAUGACAUUGGCGACAGUGAAUACAGUGAAGAGUCUGAUUCUAUCACAACGCUGCAGGCAGCACCAGACGAGCCACCUGAAAUUCUUUCCGUUACACCCCAUACCACAACCUCAGUCAUGAUUUGUUGGCAGCCGCCGGCAGAGGAGAAAAUUAAUGGGAUCCUCCUAGGUUACCGCAUUCACUACCGAGAGCUCGUUUAUGACAGUUUCAGAAGCUUUACCCUUCGCAGCGUGGCCAAUCCCAAAGCAAAAUGGUCUGAGCUGACCCCAGUGUAUAAUGUCCGGAACCUGAGUGACUCUACACUCGCCCAAUAUGAACUGGACAAUCUGAGCAAACACAGACGUUACGAGAUCAGAAUGAGUGUGUACAAUGCCGUGGGGGAGGGGCCGACCGGCCCACCUCAAGAAGUCUUUGUGGGUGAAGCAGUUCCAACUGCUCCAGCCCAAAACGUGCAGGUCCAAAGCGCAACAGCAACACAACUGGACCUGACCUGGGAGCCUCCACCUGCAGAGGCACAGAACGGAGACAUGCAGGGAUACAAGAUUUAUUACUGGGAGUUCCAGCGGCAAAAUGAGACCGAGAAGCUAAAGACCCUGUUCCUCCCCGAAACCAACGUGAAGCUAAAGAAUCUGACUGGAUACACCACCUACCUGAUCAGCGUGUCUGCCUUCAACGCAGCUGGUGAUGGACCCAGAAGCACGCCGAUUCGGAGUCGGACUCAGCAAGCAGCUCCAAGUGUUCCCAGCUACAUUCGAUUCAAUGAGCUGACCACGACCUCAGUGAACGUGUCCUGGGGGGAGCCAAAGUAUCCAAACGGAAUCCUUGAAGGGUAUCGGCUGGUCUACGAGCCCUGCACCCCCGUUGAUGGAGUCAGUAAGAUUGUAACGGUGGAUGUGAAGGGAAACAGUCCACGAUGGAUGAAAAUCAAAGACCUGUCAGAUGGUGUUACGUACACCUACCGAAUUAAAGCAAAAACGUUCACAUAUGGACCAGAAAUUGAGGCAAAUAUCACCACUGGACCAGGAGAAGGUGCUCCCGGGGCUCCAGGUGAACCUCUGAUCUACAGAUAUGGGUCAGCCAUCACCAUUCACUGGUCCAACGGAGAUACGGGUAAAGCACCCAUCAGCAGAUACGUCAUCGAGGCCAGGCCAUCAGACGAAGGAUUGUGGGAUAUCUUGAUCAAGGAUAUCCCGAAGGAAGUGACAUCGUACACCUUCAGCAUGGACAUCCUGAAGCAAGGCGUGAGCUACGACUUUCGAGUGAUCGCAGUCAACGAUUACGGCUAUGGGACGCCCAGCUCCCCCUCCCCCUCAGUUUCAGGCCAGAACGCAGCCCCGUUUUACGAGGAGUGGUGGUUCCUGGUGGUCAUUGCCUUGGUCGGCCUCAUCUUUAUUCUCCUCCUGGUGUUCAUCCUGAUAAUCCGGGGACAGAGCAAAAAAUACACAAAGAAAACAGACUCAGGGAAUAACACAAAGACCAGCGGGCUGGGCCAUGAGGAGAUUAUGAGCCUAGAUGAUGGUCGAUUCCCAGCACUGGAACUCAACAACAGACGGCUCUCCGUGAAGAACUCCUUCUGUAGAAAGAACGGCAUCUACAACAGAUCACCUCCACGGCCAAGUCCUGGCAGCCUCAACUACUCUGAUGAGGACGUCAGCACGAAAUACAACGACCUGAUCCCAGCAGAGAGCAGCAGCCUGACCGAGAAACCGUCGGAGAUUUCAGACUCUCAGGGAAGUGACAGCGAAUGUGAAGUCGACCAGAACAGACCGAAGACGCAUUCUUUCGUCAAUCACUACAUAAGCGACCCCACGUAUUACAACUCGUGGAGACGGCAGCAGAAGGGCAUCUCGCGAGCCCAGGCCUACAGCUACACAGAGAGCGAGGCGGGCGACACCGAGCAGACCCAUCAGUCUGUCGCUAACAACACCCAGUCCACCCAAGCCAACCAACAAGGCAGCCUCUUCCGACCUAAGAGUAGUCUUACACCCACCCCUCUACACCCUGCCAACAACACCAGUCAACCAGGCACCCUGUAUCGACCUGCCAGCAGCCUUGCUCCAGGAUCCAGGACCCCACUGGCAGGAUUCUCUUCCUUUGUUUGAACAGCAGCAAACUUUACUUCUUCUUAAUUUCGAAAGAGUCGUUGUGUAGAAGACAAUCAGAGAUCCUUUGAGCUGCUGCUUGCAGCCUUGCACAGAUUUUUU